AUGACGAUAGAUACUGUAGUUCUUGACAUUGAAGGAACUGUGUGUCCAAUUUCAUUCGUUAAAGAGACAUUGUUUCCCUACUUUGUUGAAAAACUUCCCGCCGAGCUAGAGAAAUUCGAAUACCCAUUGAAUCAAGUUGGUUCAGAUAAUCCAAUAAUCAACAUAUUGAGCAACUUGCCAUCGAGCAUAACCGAAUCGGCACAAUCAAUUUACAAUUACUUGAAAAAUUUAGUUGAUUACGACAUUAAAGAUCCCGUGUUGAAAUCGUUACAAGGUUUGAUUUGGACUAGAGGUUACGAAUCGGGCGAAUUGAAAGCUCCCAUCUAUCCCGACUCCAUCAAAUUUAUCGAAAGUUUUCCAAGUAAAGCCAACAAGAUUUAUAUUUAUUCAUCGGGCAGUAUUGGUGCUCAAAAGUUGUUGUUUGGACACGUUGAUGAUGGUUCAGACAAGUCAAUCGAUUUGAAUAAUCAGUUGAGUGGCUAUUUCGAUAUAACCACUGCUGGACAUAAAACAGUAUACACUUCCUAUUCUAAAAUUUCGAAGGAAAUUGGUAAAGAAGAAAAUCCACAAUCGGUACUAUUUCUCAGUGAUAAUGUGGAAGAGGUGAAGGCGGCUAUAAGAGCAGGUAUGAACAGUUACAUUGUUAUUAGAGAUGGGAAUGCACCUAUAUCGGAUGAAGACAAAUCAAAACACAAGACAAUAUACUCGUUAUCAGAACUAGAGUUAUAA
Molecule: messenger RNA, 729 nt
Organism: Lodderomyces theae
Lineage: Eukaryota; Fungi; Ascomycota; Pichiomycetes; Serinales; Debaryomycetaceae
Product: putative acireductone synthase
Exons: 1
Coding region: 1-729 (242 amino acids)
Molecular function (GO): magnesium ion binding; acireductone synthase activity
Source: RefSeq, a predicted model, not a curated record